Molecule: messenger RNA, 429 nt
Organism: Exserohilum turcica Et28A
Lineage: Eukaryota; Fungi; Ascomycota; Dothideomycetes; Pleosporales; Pleosporaceae
Exons: 1
Coding region: 1-429 (142 amino acids)
Source: RefSeq, a predicted model, not a curated record
AUGCCCGACACUACACAUUGCAUAGACGCAUCUGCUCUACGCGACAUAGUCUGUGGCACCUUAAAGUGGGAUUCUAGGAACCAGGGUCUCAUCCCUUGCCACAUGAUCGAGGACCAUUUGUCAAGGGAGGAACAAUUCUUGUCGGCCAGGCUGCGGUUGGCUGUCCGCCCGCUCGGUGGAUUACGAGUCACAUUCGUAGACGAUGUCGCUCGUGCUGUAUGUGGGACUGUGGGUAAGCGAAGCCGUUCAUCUAUCGAAAGCCUUUUGAAUUGCGAAUCCAAUGCAGAUCCUGGUGGCAUACAUCAUAGCAGCCCCGGGGAAGAUUCUGGACGAGCCUUGAAGACCACUGCGCGGAGCCUCCACAGCCAAUCACUCCCCAGCGCGAACUACGGGAUAUGCGGCCGUAUGCUUGGUGACAGUCACACAUGA